AGAUUACAUCGCGAUUUUGUAAAUAUUUUUUUUUGUUUGUAAACAAACAAAAAUUGUGUGUAAUGUGAUCUUGCUUUUCCUCUUUAUGUACAGGAUUUUAAUAAAAUUAUAGAUUUUUUAAAGGUUUUAUUAAUCGUAGUUAUUUAAAAAUCAAUUGUAAAGAAAUAUCGAUUGACAGAAAGAGUAUGCAAGAUAAUAUUCUGAUAAGAUAAAUGUAUAACAGUGACGAAGCCUACCGGUGUGUUAUAUAAAUCACAUUGUUGAAUCAAUUUUAUUAUAAUAUAUAAUUACUUUAAUAUACCAGCUAACGUCGAUGAAAAGAAUAUACGUCCUCGUCCCCUUAAUUUUAGUACUUCAAUCCAACAAAUACAAGGCAGACAUGGAUGCUAAGGCACUACCUUCAGCUAUUGCAAGAUUCUCUGCAAAAUUUGUAAAUGAACUUGACAAAAGCAAGAGUGUAGUUUCAUCCCCAUUAUCGGCUGAGUUUGUCUUAGCCUUACUCACUCUGGGCACUACUGAUGAGGCACACAAUGAAUUACUAACUUCUCUUGGUAUUCCUGACGAUGAUUCGAUUCGCUCGUCGUUUUCGUCUAUAUCAUCUAAAUUUAGAUCGAUCAAGGGCGUAACCUUGAAUGUUGCCAACAAAGUGUAUGUGAUGGAUGGCGGGUACGAUCUGCAACCGCAGCUGAAGGAGGACGCGGUUAAGGUGUUUGAUGCUGCAUUCGAGAAAGUCGACUUUAGUGAUUCAGGUCACGCGGCUAGUCUCAUCAAUGCUUGGGUCGAAGACAAGACUAACAAACGCAUUAAAGAUCUCAUUUCGCCGGAUGAUUUAGAUUCUUCAUCGCGAUUGGUUCUUGUUAACGCUAUUUAUUUUAAGGGUACUUGGAAGAAGCAGUUUCAACCACAGAACACUAUGGAUCAACCUUUCUACGUGACACCGACAACGACUGUCGACGUGCCUAUGAUGUACAAAGAAGAUAACUAUAAAUUCGGCAAUAGCGUAGAAUUGAAGUCACUGCUGUUAGAAAUGCCAUAUAUAGACAACGAGGCUAGUAUGUUGAUUGUCUUGCCUGAAGAGCUCGAUGGCCUCGACUCAGUGCUGCAGAAGCUGGCAGCCGGCCACGACCUCUUUGCAGAUGUGGCGAAUAUGUUUGAUACUAAGGUGCAAGUCACUAUUCCGAAGUUUAAAAUCGAGACCGAAAUCGAUUUAGGAGAUCUAUUGCCUAAGAUUGGUAUCAAAAAGAUUUUCGAUAAGACUAACUCAGGGUUGACAAAAAUACUGAAUGUCGACGAACCUCUAUAUGUAUCCAAGGGCAUUCAAAAAGCCUUUAUUGAAGUCAAUGAAGAGGGAGCCGAAGCCGCUGCAGCUACUGCCGGUGUAGUCCGUAUGCGUCGAUCAUUGCAUCAUACCCCACCGCCGGUUACGUUCGUUGCAAAUCGACCAGCUUUAUGGUGCAUCAAUGUGGCGAACCAGAUUGUAGCUGUAGCCACAUACAGAUCGGCACCCAACCUACGCGACGAAUUGUAGCACUAGAGGGGCCUUAAUGACCAACUAUUAGGCAUGGUUGUGAUGAUGCGGUGCGCGAUGCCUUCGCCUACAUUCUACGCUAAUCGUCCGUUCCUGUUUUUGCUUCUUGACAAUCAGCGUACCGUGCUCUUCAUCGGCGUAUUUAAUGGGAAAUGAUGACUAUAACAGUAAACACUAACUGCAAUGAAAUAAUAAGUAACAUAUACACUCACAUCUGUUUAUAAAAAAAGCUCACUAUUAAUUAUUAUUGAAAUUUACUCAUAUUACUUUAGUAUUAUUGGUGAAAUUAUAUGUAUCUUUGAAAUGUGUUCUUCAACCAGGAGAAAUAUAAUACGUGCACUGCAGUUUCUUCGUAAAAGUUUACUUAUUUGUGAGAUUUUAAGAAAUAUUAUUUAUAAGUACAAAUGUUGAUCUAAUAAAUGAUUUGUUUUUAUUGGU
Messenger RNA from Diatraea saccharalis (sugarcane borer), 1966 nucleotides. The record is from the annotation of a GenBank genome assembly. Lineage: Eukaryota; Metazoa; Arthropoda; Insecta; Lepidoptera; Crambidae.